Oncorhynchus mykiss (rainbow trout) is the source of this 2109-nucleotide messenger RNA. Its product is annotated as transformer-2 protein homolog beta. The record is from RefSeq and is a predicted model, not a curated record. NCBI's taxonomy places the organism in Eukaryota, Metazoa, Chordata, Actinopteri, Salmoniformes, Salmonidae. Gene Ontology annotation, molecular function: RNA binding.
CAUCCGCUUUUGACUUGCUCAUGCGGCGCUAAAGAAACGGAAGCGAGUAGCAGUGUUUCGCUUCACUUGAUAACAUUGUUAGUUAACUAUAAUAAACCAGUUAAAUAUAUAUCGUUUAAGUUUCUAUCGACAAGAAAUGAGCGACAACGAAAAGGAUUUUGGCGAGCGGGUUGAGUUGGGAAGAAGCAAAAUGGCGGAAGAAGUUUCAGAUAUGAAGUUUGAAGUUGUUAAAGGGCAUAUUUGAUGAAGCUGAUGGUGUUGAUGCAUGCUAAUGUAAAAUGAAGCUGGCAGAAGCGAGCGGCCACGCUGUCCACUGGUAGAGUGAUGUAAUGGCAGAAAUCAAAUGGGAGGAAGGAAGUGGGGGAAGAGGAGAGAAAAAUGAAGUCAGAAAUGGUGUGAAACGGAAGAAAGAAGAAAAGAGAUGGUUGUUUUGAAGUUAUGAAGUUAAAGAAGUGAUGAAGUUAUGAGAAGUGUUCGGGGGACUCGCGGUCCGCUUCCAGGAGUGUGAGCCCAAGGGGUUCUGGGAAGUCUGCCAGCCGCUCCCCGGCCCAUUCCCCAGCCCGCUCCAAAGAUGGCUCCAGACACUCCAGGUCUAAGUCCCACUCCCGAUCCCGCUCCAAGUCCAGGUCUCGUUCCCACAGAAGCUCCCGCAGGCAUUAUUCCCGCUCUCGCUCCCGUUCCCACCGCCGCCGUUCCCGUAGCCGUUCCCGAAGCGGGGAAUACCGCCGCCGUCGGAGCCACAGCCACUCCCCCAUGUCCAACCGCCGCAGGCACAUUGGCAACCGGGCCAACCCGGACCCGAACUGCUGCCUGGGUGUGUUUGGUCUGAGCCUGUACACCACAGAGAGAGACCUGAGAGACGUGUUCUCCAAGUACGGCCCCCUGGCUGACGUCAGCAUCGUCUACGACCAGCAGUCACGACGCUCCCGCGGCUUCGCCUUCGUCUACUUCGAAGUCCGGGAGGACGCCAAUGAGGCUAAGGAGAGGGCUAAUGGAAUGGAGUUGGAUGGGCGGAGGAUCAGGGUCGAUUUCUCCAUCACCAAACGACCACACACUCCUACCCCUGGGAUAUAUAUGGGACGGCCCACAUAUGGUGGCGGCGGCGGCAGCAGCAGCGGAGGCGGUGGUGGAGGAGGAGGAGGAAGUGGCGGCCCCAGCUCAAGCUCAUCUCGCCGUAGCUCGAAGGAUUACGACCGCGGCGGUGACCGUGGUUACGAAAGAGGCUAUGACCGUGGCUACGAUCGCUAUGACGACCGAGAGUGCUACAGGUCCUACAGACGCAGGUCUCCGUCCCCGUACUACAGCCGAGGGGCCUACCGGUCUCGCUCCCGCUCGCGGUCUUACUCCCCACGCCACUACUGAGCAGAGGGAGAAGAGGAGCAAGAUGAUACUUUUUGUGGGGUUAGGGCCAAGGGUGGGGUGCAUAUCUAGGGAAGUUAGGGAAAUGGUAAAGGAUGUAAUUGUGAACUUGAUAAAGUCAUAUUUUUUGUUUAUUUUAGUUACAUUUAUUCAGUAGGUGGAUUUCUGUACAUGAGCUUCUUUCUGUCAGUCUUGCCGUUGUGUUUAGAGAAGCUGUCGAUUUGUUAAUCCAGGGUUCUCCCCAGGAUUUAAAAAAAAUGGUGGUGCUGCUGAAUACAGCGAACACCUGUAAUUCCCAUUUCCUGCGAUCAAGAGCACAUUUCGGUAGGGUUCAUUUUCACAUAGUGGCGCAGCCAGUCCACAAGGUGGCCCAGCACCCCUCUUACAUUAUUUGGGGAGAACCCUGUUUAAUCCAUCUGAUCUUAUUUUGUAUCACCAGGCUCAUUUUUACUGGGUAGAUGUGUUGAAGUACAGUGAUAUUUAGUGCACGAUAGGCUCUAGGGGAGAGGGCCCAAGGUAAAUGCAGCUCUAGGAUCUGAUUACCUUACCCCCAAUUCUAACCUUAACCUUUAGGUUGAUAAAAAAAAUCUUACCCUUUAUCAGUGGUUAGGGGGUAACUUCUUCCUCCUGUAUGUUCGGGAGAAGAGCCAAGAGCUAGAAGCUCUACCCUAGUUCAAUGCUGUGUGUAUGGGUGUACCAUGAUUUUAAGUCUGCAGUAUUCCAAGCAAUAAUAAAACUGCAUCUUUUCAA